CUUGAAGGAGACGUACAUAACUGUGGACGACCUGUAGGGUGCAACCACAGCACAAAAGUACAGCAUACGCAUAGGAUACACUUCCUGCUAAGUUGAAGACCGCUAUAGCUACACCUUUAACUGCCGAGCGCUACGUUCGGACCACGCUGAUGUGCUCGCUACUUGAAGCCGUUCUGGCGGACCACAUGACGUGAGUGCGUACGCGCCGUGACUGAGAGAGAAGAUGGCGGACGGGGAGGGAGAAACGGAGAUGGGGCCGAAAGAGCGAGCAGAAAAAACGGGAGAGGAUUCUCCUUUCGCCCUGGACAGCCUGCUGAAGAACCUGCGUGAGCUGGAGGCCGAGCUCCGGCAGCAGGACGUCUCGGUAACUUCGUCCGGUGACUACUGCAGCAGCUUCUGUGAGAUGCUUGUUCAGUAUGCUGGCAGUCGGAAUGCUCAGGAGCAUGGCCUGUCUUUGCUGGAAGUUUAUCGGCUGUCCAUACAGAGCUUUGCUCUUGCAAGGCCUCACCUCACCACAGAAUGUGAAAACGUGCUGUUGGUACUCGGACGGCUAGCGCUGAGCUGUUUUGAGCUGCUACUUUCAGUGCCUGAAAACGAAAUACCAUAUGAAGUUUGGCUGCAGUUUCAUCAGUCUGUCCUGAGUGCUCACAAAGCCUUGCUGGAAUUUGGUAACGGUGUUCUGCUAGCUCUGCUGGAGAUCACCAAUGAAGGCGGUGCUUGGAGGAACCCAGUGCUCUUAAGAAUUCUCACUCAGCAGCCCACUGAACCACAAGAAGUGAGUAAAUUCAUUGCACAGGAAGGUCCUGCUUUCCUGGAGAUGCGGAUAAAGCACUUAAUCAAGACAAACAACGUACCUCAGGCCAUGCUGCUGGCUAAGCUGUGUGCCGAGAGUGGCGAGAUUGCGCACCAAACGCCCUUUCGCCAGGUCUAUAUCUCCCAUCUCUGUGACAUGCUGCCCAGCGAGGAGGCUAUCCAGGAGAUUUCCAAUGUGGACUGUAAAGAGAUUCUGGAUAUGGUCUGUAACCUGGAGGCAGAAGGACAGGAGAAUCAAGCCUUUAUACUCUGCACCACAUAUCUCACACAGCAGCUGCAGAAGGGAAAUAUGUAUUGCUCAUGGGAGCUGACCCUUUUCUGGAGCAAGUUACAAAGAAGAAUCGAUCCUUCCUUGGAGACCUUUUUAGAUCGCUGCCGGAGGUUUGGUGUCAUAGCUAAAACAGCGUACCACCUGCUGUUCUUGGUCAGAGUUAUUCAGACUGAGACAGAAGAGCUUGGUCUGGCUGUGUCAGUUGAGCUUUGUGUAAGGGCCCUCCAGAUCCCAUCCCAGGACAAUGCAGACACCAAGAUGUCUGUUUGCAAAAUGGUAGCUUGCCUUCUGCCUGACGACCUGGAAGUGCGUCGUGGCUGCCAGCUCACAGAGUUCCUCCUGGGUCCGACACAGGAGGCCUACAACUUGCUGGAAGAGCUGUACCUGAAGCCUGACCAGAAAUACGACGAAGGGAACAGCAUCGUCCCCAUCUCUCUGCGCUGCGAAGUCCUUCUGGCCCUCAAAGCGCACUGGCCUUUCGACCCUGAAUUCUGGGACUGGAAGACCUUAAAACGCAACUGCCUUAAGCGGUUGGGUGUGGAGUCGUUGGAUGAGUCUGGGGAAGAGGAGCUCCAUGAUGGAGAGCAGCAAGCAAACGAUCAAGGGGAGAGUGUAGCCCACCAAAGCCAUUCAGGAGAGAGCUUCCUUUCUGACAAGGAGGAGGAGAAAGAGCAGCAGCAAGUGACACCGACUCAGGCGGGUUGGAAAAAGAAGAAAAAGCAAGUAGGCACCUCUGAACGAUACAAGAGGUGGCUGCAGUACAAGUUCUCCUGUGUGAUCUGCAGCAGGGAGGUGAUUGAGGCACGGAUACUGCACCAUGCGAAGACACACAUGGUGAAUGGUGUCUUCACCUGCCCUAUCUGCCUCCAAAAGUUCGAGGGCAAGCACAAGUUUGUGCCACACCUCGCAGAGCAUGUUCGCAUGCCUGCCAGGAGAAGUGAACAACCUAAAAAAAAAAUAGAAAAGAAGAAAAAGGUGAAGGUGAAGGUGGAAACAUUGGAGGAAGGAGGAGACAUUGAGGAGUUAGAACUAGGAGAGAUUAAGAUUGAUUGCUCCACCCUGGAAGAUGAAGCGUUACAGUCUUCUAGGAAGCCAGCAGAGGACGAUUACAUCACCUUCAGCUAUAUUGCUGAGAAUUUUGAGCUGAGGGACAGAGACAUUUACCCUUGUCCUGCCACCGACUGCCUUAGACUAUUCAAGCACUUCAAGUACCUAAGUGUGCACCUCAAAGCGGAGCACCCAGAGUCAGACGUCAAUGCAAGGCACUAUUUAGAGAUGAAGGACCGUCGGGAAAAGUGCACUUUCUGUCGCCGCCACUUCCUUACCCCCUUUCACCAUCGACAGCACAGGCGUGUGCACUACGGAAAGCUGCCUUACAUGUGUGUGGCUGCUGGCUGUGGUGCCCGCUUCAACUCCACCAAUGAACUGGUGGCCCAUAAACAGGCGCACGGUUACCAGCUGAGCUACCAAUGUGAGCUGAAGGGCUGCAGCCUGACUUUCAGCGAUCUGGGGCAGCUCUAUCACCAUGAGGCCCAGCACUUCAGAGAUGCUGCAUACAGCUGCAUUCAUCCCAGCUGCAAGAAGUUCUAUUACUCCAAGAAGGAGUUUGCAAAGCACCUGGCCUCUCAUGGUUUAACCUUCUCUGAGGAUAACUUAAUGUCUUACAGGAAAGUAAAACAGGAUUUUGAGGGGCCACUAGGGGAAUCUGUUGUAGGUCCUGUUGAAGGAAGUAAAGCUGAAAACGCAGAUGUCCCAAAAUCCAUCUUGGAAGAACUCAUGAGUGGAAUAAAAACAGAGACUCCAGACUUCUCACAAUUAGCUGAGAACCCCACCACUCCUGCACCUGUUCCUCCAGCCAGUGGGUCACUCACUGGCACCUUGACCAGUGUGGCAGUCUGCUUUGACGGCAAAAAAUUCACAUGCGGUUUUGAGGGCUGUGGUCUGACCUUCAUCCAGGCAAGAGACAUACAGAGACAUCUGAAGAACGUUCAUCCUUUGCAGUUGAAGCGCCAUAAAAAGGGAGAGAGAACCAAAAAAAUGUGCAAGAAAAGUGCCUCAAGUAGAAAGCACCAGAGCCAGAGCAGAAAACCACUUCGCUUUCAGGAACACAGCUCAGGCGGCCAUUCCAGUUCGUUGCCUGACCCUGAAUUGGGACAGAGUGAUCCCCUUUCUACUGAAAUAGACUUUCCAAACCCUGCUGAAACUCAACCAAGCUCCAGCAAUGAGGAGUCUUUGAUAGAAAUAAUGGCACGCAUGAGCCAGCUGAGUUUGAAGACGCCCAUAAUUGCUGCUUCCUCUCCAACGAGCCAUUCUGUUGUGGGGUCUUCCUUUUCACAGGUGUCUCUUCCUUCCACCGCUGGUGAUAACUCCCCUACCAAGCCAACGGGCAAGAAGGCAGCUUUGAAAUCCCAGCCUCACCAGUGUGGCUACAAGAAGGAACUACCAGCAGCAGCGGCUGAGGAACCAUCAACUCCUCCUUUGCCACCACAGCUGCCCUCGCAGCACAACAAACCAGUAUCCCAGUUUCUGGUUCAAGCCAGCAAUAAGCCCUAUUUCUGCGAACUCAAGGAUUGCAAGUAUAGGAGUGUGGCUCGGGCAGCUCUCUUGGUUCACUACCUUAAAAAGCACAGCAUGUCCAAGGAAAAGGUGAUGGGGAUGGAGAUGUUCCACAGGAAGUUCAAGCCCUUUGAGUGUCACCUUUGCCCUAGUGCUUUUACCAGGAAAUCACAACUAAGACUGCACUUGAUGAGCCAGCACAAGCUCAGCGAAACAUUGGUAGCACAGAUGAGUUGUUCGAAGAGGAGGGGCAACAGAGAUAAGAAUAAUGCAGAGAAAGUGCCCGAUUCCUACGGCAGUGGUGUAAGCCUUGAUCCAGAACUGCCAGAAAAGGGGCAACAGAAAAAGGAGGCUUCAAACUGGGGGAAAAAAUUCCAAAAGCGUAGGAGGGUUGGGGUUUGCAGUACUGAAUUUGAGAAAAAAUUGCAGGAAGGAGAAGAGGAGAUGAAGGAAGAGGAGACUGAUGUAAAAGCCACGUUACCUGCCAUAGAGGAUAACGGCGAGGAGGAGGCCAGGGAGGGGCGGGGAAGCAGACGUUUGGUGGCCAAAGGCAAUCUGUGUUACAUCCUGACCAAAUACAACAAGCCUUUUGAGUGCGUGCACAAGGGCUGCAGUUCAGCCUUCACCAACCAGAAUGGCCUCAUCAGGCACCUUCGGUUAGUGCACCGCUACAACCGAGAUCAGCUGUGUAUGGAGGGUGGCCAGCAACAAGGUGGGGGAGCCAAAAAGGACAGGAAAUGCAGCAAGCGCUUUCGCAGCUUAUCUGGCCUGGUUAGGGACAGUGAGGAGUUCCACAGACCGGAGCCAGAGGGAUCCCCGGAGCCAGAGGGAUCCCCGGAGCCAGAGGAAACCCCAGAGGCGCAGACUUUGGCUUCAGAGGAACCCAUACCUCAGUUCAGCUGCAGCUACAGUGAUUGCACAGCCAGCUACCACCUUUACAGCAGCUUGCUGCGGCACCAGCACCUGUUACACAGGGACCAGACCCUGCAGCCCUGCAAUAGGAAACGCACACGUAGCAACCUCCGCUGCACCUACGAAGGCUGCACCCGAGUCUUCUCCCACCGCAAUAACUACGAGCAGCAUGUCUUCUGCAUGCACAGGAACAACUACGACUCCUUCGUUCUCCGGCUCCAGAAUGAGAAGGAAGAGGACAGAAACAAAGGGGCCAGUGGUUGCCAAAAAAAAUUAAUCUCUGUUAUUGCCACUUCAUCUCCCAGUCUCAGCCCUCCACUGCAGUCACCACCAAGACAGGGGAAAGGGCCUACUAAGAAGGUUUUUAUGAAAGGCAAUCUUUUGCUCAGGACACCCGAGGAGGCCCUGCAGAUGUGUGAGGACAGGAAUAUUCCAGUGGCGUACCCUUGCAUGGUGCAGGACUGCGAGUCAGUGGUCACACUAGAGAGCAGCCUGAUCCGUCACUACAAGCACUGUCACAACAUAAGACGUACCUACCUGGGGAAACACUAUGAUAAGCUGGUCAACAAUGCAGAGAAACUGGAGGCGACGAUCCAGAAGAACUCCACACCACCUGUCCCAACACUGCUAGAUAAAGCAGUGAAUAUGGAAUACCAAAAGGAGCUGAAGAACCCUUUGGCCUCAGAGUUGCCUGUAAGCCUGCCUUCCAUAAAAUCAUCCCUGGAUGAGCAGGACCAUUUGGGUUUUGGAGAAGAGGUCUCUGAAAACGACUUUACUUUGGACGCUGAUGACCUCCUUUAUGGUGAGGCAGUAAAGAAAAGCAGAUGCUACAGCAGCAAUGGGGGGCAGCCCCGGAGAAACGGCUUUGGGUUUGAGAAGAAGCCAGAACCACCACCACCUCCACCCCCAACAUUGCUUUGUUUUAGCAGAGAGGACGGUUUCCUGGAUUUAACCUGCAAAGGAGGUGGCAAGGGGACGGGGUCCUUCUCCAGCGUCUCUAGGCCACCCCUGAAACGCAAGAAUGAGCAGGCGGACCCCCUCCUGACAGCCAAAGAGAACUAUCAAUGCCCUCGCAACCUCCAUAACCGGAGCCCCACACCCAGGACAUUUGACCUGAAGACCUAUAAACCCAUGGGCUUCGAGUCAUCCUUCCUCAAGUUCAUCCAGGAAAGUGAGGGCAAGGAUGAGGUCUUUGAGGAAAGCCCCCCUGAGCCCCAGGUUGUCAUUAAACGCAGGGAUGCUCACAGGCGGGGCUGCUCUGUGAAAGAGAACAGUCGGAGAAGAUUGGGGCGAAACAAAAAUGGCUCGCUGGUACAUGGCAAGCUGUCGGCAUUUCAGCCUCUGCUGUCUGCAGGUGAAUCUGCCACAGUGCAGAACCUGAGGUCCAUCUUGGACAAAGCACUGACAGACUGUGGGGACCUAGCCCUCAAACAGCUGCAUUAUCUCAAGCCAGUGGUGGUGCUUGAGAGGUCUAAGUUUUCGACAUCUUUGUUAGAUCUGUUUCCAACAAAAAAGGCAGAUGAACUUUGUCUGGCGAGUUCUUGAAAACCAAGAAUUAACUAAGACUUUGAUUCCAGUAUUUUUUGUUAUUGUUUUUAAUCAAAAAGAAAAAGAAAAAAAGAAAAGUUGCCAAACUGUAAAAGCUCAAGUACCUUCAAUAAAUAAUAGCAGGUAUUGCUUUCUAAAAACAUGUAGUAAAAUGAGGUGUUAACAGAAUGUUUGUAUGUAAAACCCCAGGGUUCUUUUUUUAUAUAAAGAAUUCUAAUAAAUUAAGUUCAGUGGUGCUAAAUUAAACACGGUAUUGAUAUCUGGGGCUUCCUUAUGAAAUUUUGCAUGAUCGUAUUGAACGUGUACAUAGAAAGAUCUUUCUUUUUUGGAGGGGGGGUUGAUGUCACAAGUAAAUAGAAUGUGCACUCCAAGGGUGCUUGUAAUAUAAUGUACACUACAAUUCACUUUUUUUUUUAGUUUUAAAUACCAAAUAAAUUACUUACUUUUUUUCCCCGCAGUAUUUGUGGAGGUCAGUAACACUUGGAUGUUUUUUUUUAAAGAUUUUGUAGGGUGCAAGUAUUACCGUGAGUUUGUAUGUAAACGGUGGAUUAUCACAACCAAGGGUAAAGAACAGAAGUUAAUCAACUUUUUCUUUUUCCUAAUGUAAAUGCCUUUUUUCUUGGAGAUUUUAGAAGGGAGACAUUUUCCUUGUCGUGACUGGUUUUUGAAGAUCAAAGGUAAUUGUUUAGUGUGGACUUGAUGAAUUUUGUUUGUUCAGUUUCAAACAUCCCACCGCAUUCAUAAUGGUGGUCAAUAUACUGCAGAUUUUUUCUGUUAAUUAACAUUUUUGUUUAACUAAAAUCUGCAUUUUUUCUCAACAAAAUAUGACUGAACCAACCAGACCUGUAAUCAGAAUAGGGCUGUAGGAUCCUCUUAAUGGCACCAUGAAGUGGGCAAAAGGAACAGCCAAGACCAUUUUGCCUCAACACUGCCGAAGGGACAGUUGUGUAGUUUCCAUUUUGAAAUAUUAUAUAUAAAGUUCGAAGAGAUUUGUGGACUUACUCUAAAUACCCACACUAGACACAAGGAAAGUUCAAUGAGAUUUUUCAAUACAGAAAUACAAAAGCACAAAUCAUCUGCUUUGCAUCAGAGACGAUCAAUCGUAUCAAUCCUCCAAUCUAACUCUUCUAAAUGUACUUGUUUACAGUUACUUAAAAGCUGUUCACCUGUACUAACUUUUUGCUUGCUUAUUAAGGUUCAUUGAAAGUUACUCAACAGGUAAUGUAACUGUAAUUCAGUUACUGUAGUUUCAUGCAAUUGUUUUAUUUAGUUGUGUUUCAUGUGGAGACUGCACCUAGAGGCAACACUGCCUCAGUGGCUGUCUGGUUGUGAUUUAUAAUCUAAAGUCCUCUCCACGAUGCUUCUUUAAUCCCCAACGGGAUCCACAGUCUUUCGGCGUUGUCCUCUUUAAUUCUUCAACCAUAACAGUGGUCCAACACAGGCUUUGAGUUCUUAAGGUAAUUCAAGUUCCAACGGUUUUUAGCCUUUUGUGGGUUUAACAGCCUUUUCUAAAUAUGAUUUAGUUCUGUAAAAGCCCGUAGCUGAUUGUCCGAAAAAAGUCAAUUUCAUCAUUUCUGUGGUUAGAAACUUUGCCUUUACUUCUUUGAGGAGGUUGCUGACUGUUGCUGUCCUUUCUGUGCCCUCUUGUACUUGCAGCAAAAUGGUGUAACACUUGCACGGUUGUUUCAUUGCAGAAAUGAAACAAUUAAUAAUCGGUUUACUGGGAAUACCUCCUCACACUACCAGGCAGUGAUCAAUGCUAAGGGAGGACCCACCGAGACUAAAGUUGAAAAAAAAGGUUGUAACAGUACAUCUGGGUACUAAUUAAUAAUGCUUAGUAACACUUAAUUAGACCUCAAUUCUAUGACAUGUUAUCAGAUAGAUUCUAAUUCAUGGUGCCAAAAAACAACUGACCAAUCCAAGCAUUUUCAGAAGAUCAACCUGAAACGUUGGCUGCCCUAAAAGCUGCCCCUCAUCAGCAGUUCCUGAGUUCAUUUCUAUUUUGAGAUGACAUUUACAUGUUGUCUUUAAAGUAAUUUUUCAUAUUUCAUACUUCAUCUUGUAAUUCCAGGAUUGUAGAGUGGAGCAUCAGGGUAAUGUUACAAUAAAUCUUGGUAAUAAAGUUUCAACAAGUUAUAACAGGACCUUGGGAAACUUAUGGCUGAAACAUGACAAUUUUGUAAAUUACAUACUACGUAGUUCCUAUUAUAAACUUUUUAUUUUUUACCCAGGAUAACCCAGCUGAGAUGUUACAGGCAUAACGGCAUAAAUUGUCCUUCGUCUUUUUAAAACAAAAGUGCCACUACAAACUGAACCUAAACUGGCUUUAGUUUGCAUCUGAAACAUUAAACUGAAACUAAGGAAAUCCUAUGAAAAUGCAGUCCAAACUGCCUUGAUACAAUUCAAAAUCUUGCUGCUUCUGUUUCUCAAAAGGAUGUUAAUAAAAAAAAAGCCUUGUGGUCUGUGGCUGUUAACAAUUUACAAGUGAUUUUAAUAUAGGUCAUUAUUCAAAUAUUUCUGUUACUUCAUUUACUUUAUUUGCUAUAGAUAUUCUUCAGAGUGCCUUUGUCACCAGAAUAUGUAUUUUUCAGGUGCAUUUUAAAUCUUCACAAAACUGUAAUUCUGUUCUUUAGACGGUUUUUAUUUUGUUUUUUAUUUUUUUUAAAUCAAAAGAAAAUGGGUGUUGUAAAAAUAAUAUAAAUUAAGAACAAAGUGUUUUGGGUACCAACACUUAAAGGUAGGAUUAAUGUUUUUGCUUCCAGUAGCAGAGAAACACAAAUAGUAGUCAACCCCCUCUUAUGAUCAUGGCUCAAUUCCCACAGUAACACGUGCACUAAACCACGAUUUUAUCUAAAGCUGGAUACACCAUAAGCAUCAACCGGAAAUCUUAGAUUCUGCUGCUUGUUUAUGAGUAUUUAUAGUAACAUGCAGUACGAGACAAUAGGAGUCCAAUGUAAAGGUCUAGGUUUGCACUCUGUAAUGUUGUAUUCAAAGGAGAAAAACACUUACAGUGAAAAGGUUUAUUGAGCAUUCACAAGUUGUGUUUUGUUCAUAUUAAUGUGGCUCUUAAAUGGGCUUAUUUUAUAAAUAAAAUCUGUGCAGUUAGUUUCUGUUAAAAGAAAAAAAAAAGUAUUUAUACCGCAGAUGCAUUACUAAGUAUCUGUGGUUUAAACAGGUGCAGAUUCUUCAUUUGAAAGCAGUGACAGUUAAUAUUCAGUUAAAGGGAAGGCUCUGUCAAUUGUAGCAAAGUACUGAACCCUGUUUCUUUCAUUAACUUUAUAGUAAUUUGCCAGACAGAAGAUAUGCUGUUCAAAUAAAAAAAAUCUUUACAGUUAUAUCCAAUUUUUAAAUUCUGAUUUAUCAUUGCUCAUACUGUAUCUCAAAAAACAAAUGUAGAUCUUCAAAAAAUUGUGAAAAUACGGCUCACUGAUUUUAUUUGUUCUGUAACAUACAAGAAAUACAAAAUGUGGUUGGAUCUGUCCGUCUCAUUAAGAACAACUUCUUGGCACAUUAAGCACUUCACAGGCGUGAGAUUUGUUUUGCAGAUACUGUACUAAUGUGAUUUGACGUUUUUGUCUGUGAAACAUUAAAUGGAGCACUGUU
Messenger RNA from Acipenser ruthenus (sterlet), 9703 nucleotides. Its product is annotated as zinc finger protein Rlf-like. The record is from RefSeq and is a predicted model, not a curated record. NCBI's taxonomy places the organism in Eukaryota, Metazoa, Chordata, Actinopteri, Acipenseriformes, Acipenseridae. Gene Ontology annotation, biological process: regulation of transcription by RNA polymerase II. Gene Ontology annotation, molecular function: DNA-binding transcription factor activity, RNA polymerase II-specific; DNA binding. The transcript is spliced from 9 exons. Gene Ontology annotation, cellular component: nucleus. The coding region runs from base 224 to 6097 and encodes 1957 amino acids.